UACAAAGUUUGGGGGGCUGGAGAGAGACUUUUUUGGGCGACUGAAGCUAAAUAUGGUCAGAAAGAUAAAAGUUAAGAGUGAGAAGCAGUGAGUGUUUGUGUUAAUCUCUGAGAAAGCACACUGCGUGUAGCCCGACAUAGAGAUUUGGUGGGAGUAAAGACAGACUGCUGCUGGGACAGACGGACAGGAGCAGUGUUAAAGCCGAGCCGGGGUCGCUAUACUGGAGAUAUGUUUUAUUCUGUUUUGCAUUGUUUCUUUCUCCACUAAACCACCAUCUUUGGAUAAUCGUGCUUCAAGCUGAACUAAAUAUAAACCAUCCUCCAACAACCAGGAUACUUAACAAAGAGCCAUGGAAACUGCUGAAAGAGGUGAAGCACAAAAGCCAUCCAGAAGAAUCUCCAGACAGAUGAAGCAAAUUCCCGGCAUGGAGAUAUAUCGCCACUUUGUCAAGAGUUCUACUAAACAGAGUGAUCUCAAAAUACACCAGCGCAUUCACACAGGAGAGAAACUGCAUCACUGCUCAGACUGUGGGAAGAGUUUUAAUCAACAGGGUGAUCUCAAAAAACACCAGCGCAUUCACACAGGAGAGAAACCGUAUCACUGCUCAGACUGUGGGAAGAGUUUUACUGAACAGAGUACUCUCAAAAAUCACCAGCGCAUUCACACAGGAGAGAAACCUUAUCACUGCUCAGACUGUGGGAGGAGUUUUUAUAAUUUGAGUCAAUUAAAAAUACAUCAGCGCAUUCACACAGGUGAGAAACCGUAUCACUGCUCAGACUGUGAGAAGUGUUUUACUACACAGAGUAGUCUCAAAAUACACCAGCGCAUUCACACAGGAGUUAAACCUUAUUACUGCUUCGACUGUGAGAAGAGUUUUACUGCACAAGGUAAUCUCAAAAUGCACCAGCGGGUUCACACAGGAGAGAAACCGUAUCACUGCUCAGACUGUGGUAAGAGUUUUAAUCGAGAGGGUCAUCUCAAAAUACACCAGCGCAUUCACACAGGAGAGAAACCCUAUCACUGCUCAGACUGUGGGAAGAGUUUUAAUCAACAAAGUACUCUCCAAAUACACCAGCGCAUUCACACAGGAGAGAAACCAUAUCACUGUUUUGACUGUGGGAAGAGUUUUACUGAAAAGAGUGCUCUCAAAAAACACCAGCGCAUUCACACAGGAGAGAAACCGUAUCACUGCUCAGACUGUGGGAAGAGUUUUAAUCAACAGGGUGAUCUCAAAAAACACCAGCGCAUUCACACAGGAGAGAAACCGUAUCACUGCUCAGACUGUAGGAAGAGUUUUACUACACAGCGUUAUUUUAAAUUACAUCAGCGCAUUCAUACAAGAUAGAAUACUAUCCCAAAUCGGUUCCUCUGCCAUAAAAAUUGCAAUUCUAAAUCUUUCAGCUAGCCAAAAGCACCUCAUCAGAGACAGACAUGAACUGAAUUCAAUCAUUGUAAUAAUUUAAUAACUGAAUUUUUUGCAGGUUCAGUAAAAUGUAUCUUAUCCAGGGGUGAUGUUUCACUGCAGGUUCACUGCAUUACCAUUUAGCAUUAAUAAUAUGAAACAAAAGUGUGAAUUUUAUAAUUCCAGGACAUUCUUAGUUUAAAAAUGUAUGCUUUGCCAUAAGUAGGAAAUGAUAAUUUGGUGAACUGUCAUUUACAGCCUUAACAGACUCACGAUUGUUUACAUUUAAACACUUUUUUUCUUUUUUUUUAUUACUUGUAUGAAUUCAUUUGAUAUGCAAAGAUGUAUUGUGUAUCCCUGUUCAAUGUUGUUGAAACCAAUGGAUUCAUUUAUUUUUUGUUGGAUAACAUGUGAAUGUAUUGUUUGUUUAUGAUCUUAAAUAAUCAAAGUUAAUUAUUAAGUGUUUUCCUUUAGAACAAAUGGUAGAUUUCUGACGCUGUGAUUGACCUCGUUUAUCAGAGUUUGAUACCAUUUCUUUGGGACAAGCGGUUAACCAGAUCAAGUUACUUAAUUACUUAUGAAGCAACAAAAGUGCAUUCAUGUAGUUUUCUCUUCCCACCAGGAAGCUGAUUGGAGCCUCAACGAAAGGCCCAAAGACCACUGAAACUAAAAUAGCCUUUCAAAUCAAUCCUUUAUUGGAGUCGUGUCUGAAGUAAUCCAGACUUUGUGAGGCAGACAGAGCUCAGUUUUUAGGGUAGUUGUAGUUGAGUUCAGUUCUGAAGAGGGGGAGAUUGUUCAAGUUUGUAGUUGGAGCAAGAGCACUGCCAGUGUUUGCUCCUGAUGUUAGAUUACCAUAACUUAGUCUUUAAAAUUUAAAUGUCGUAGUUGUAAGGGGUAGAGUAUUCUUAGGAGUAGAGUAGGAUCAUGAGCUUGCAACUGUAGUAUCUUGAGCUGUGAUGCUGUGUAGAUGCAUGAAAUAAGUCUUCGCUGAUACUGUUCUUUGUAUAUAAGAAAAUUUAUUACAGAAAAAAGAAUAAUUAGUACAAAAGAUAACAGCAUCAUUAACAAGCAAACCGGUUUUGCUUGGAGAGAGGUUCCCAAAUCUGAUCCCAAGCUCUCUCUCUCCCUUUCUUUGUCCUAAGCCAGGGUUUUAUACGUCAGACCAAGGCAUAUCACAUAUCUCCUUACCAUAAAAGGACAUAUAUGUUCCAGGCAUGAGCCCAAAAGUUUAAAGUACAAACAGAUGAGGGGUGUUUUUGGCCCUUGGCCCACAUUCCAACAUCUACCCCAGGGCCCCUCACUCCCAGACAAACCCAGUGCUCCAAUGAACCGAAUGACCCAGUAUUCUUCUUGUAUGGAAUACAGUGUUGUACCAUUUUAAUACACCACACAACAAAAUGCCAACACAAUCCUUUUCAGAGUUAAAACGCUUUAGCUGUAGUUUCCGUACUGAAAUCAACACUCAGCAGGCUGUGCUGCAGUAAGACUGCAGGAUCCUUCAUUCCCUCUACUGCUUUUCUCAUUGGUCUACGGUUCAGUCAGUCUGAUUAAAACUCUGCAACUUAGUAUAGAGGGAUAUUUGGAUUUGUUGUAUUACUAAAGUUAUAUUCUUUCUUAUCUUUUCAUUAUUUGGUAUCAUCAUCUUGCUUCAGGUUUUUUUAUAUCUCUAAAGGUACUAAAAAUAUACAACUUAUUUAGUUCCUUGAUUGUUUUUAUCCAGUACCAACUAUUAUCAUUGUUUUUUUUUCACCUUAUACACUUGCAAGAAAAAUUAUGUGAACCCUCCAGGAUUACUAGGAAUUCUGCAUAAAUGGAUCAUUAAAUGUGUUUUGAUCUCAACAAUAAACAAACACAGUCUGCUUAAACUAAUACCACACAAAUAAUUAUAUGUUUGCAUGGUUUUAUUGGACAUAAAAGUAUGUGAACCUUUGAAUUUAAUAACUGGUUAACUGGUUGACCCCUCCUUUGGCAGCAAUAACAGUAUGGGUUGGGUUGAGGUCAGGACUCUCCAGAAGGAGUAUUUAUUUAUUUUCUCCUGUUGAAGUCGUUCGGUUGUUGAUUUAAUUCUAUGUUUUGGGUCGUUGUUCUGUUGCAUCAACUAUCUUCUGUUGAGCUUCAGUUGGCGGACAGAUGGUCUUAAGUUGUCCUGCAAAAUGAUUGUCUUGGUAACCUUGGUAAUUAAUUUUUCCGUUGAUGACGGCAAAAUCCGUCCAGGCCCUGAAGCAGCAAAGCAGCCCCAAACCAUGAUGCUCCCUCCACCAUGUUUCACAGUUGGGAUGAGGUUUUGAUGAUGGUAUGCUGUAGCGUUGUGUGUUCAUUUCAAACAACUCAAUUUUGGUUUCAUCUAUCCACAGUAUAUUUUGCCAGUAGUGCUGUGCAACAUCCAGGUGCUCUUUUGCAAACUUAAAACAUGCAGAAAUGUUUUAGCAGGGGCUUCCUCAGUGGUGUCCUCCCAUGAACUCCAUUCUUGUUUGUUUUCCUUAUUGUAGAUUUGUCAACAAAAAUGUUAGCAUGUGCCAGAGAUUUCUGUAUUCAGUCUUCGGCUGACACUCUAGGAUUCUUCCUCACCUCAUUGAUCAUUCUGCGCUGUGCUCUUGCAGUCAUCUUUACAGGACUUUACCACGCCUAGGGAGAGUAGCAACAGUGCUGAACUUUCUCCAUUUGUAGAGUGUCUGACUUACCGUGGACACAUGAACAUCAAGGCUUUUUGAGAUACUUUUGUAACCCUUUCCAGCUUCAUGCAAUUCAACAAAACAUAGGUCUUCUGAGAGCUUGAUCUUUUGUGCGAGGCAUGAUUCACAUCAAGCAAUGCUUCUUAAGAACAGCAAACUCAAAACUGAUGUGUUUUUUUAUAGGGCAGGGCAACUUUAACCAACAUAGAAAUUAUGCAGAAAUCCAAGUACAAUCCCAAAGGGUUUACAUACAUUUUCCUGCAACUGUAUAUUCCUUAUAGAUUUUAUAGUAUAUCUGUGUUUAAUAAAAUGCUUUUACAUUGCAA
This is a messenger RNA of Astyanax mexicanus (Mexican tetra), 4400 nucleotides long. RefSeq names its product zinc finger protein 239-like. The coding region runs from base 350 to 1345 and encodes 331 amino acids. The record is from RefSeq and is a predicted model, not a curated record. NCBI's taxonomy places the organism in Eukaryota, Metazoa, Chordata, Actinopteri, Characiformes, Acestrorhamphidae. The transcript is spliced from 2 exons.